Molecule: messenger RNA, 1026 nt
Organism: Penicillium macrosclerotiorum
Lineage: Eukaryota; Fungi; Ascomycota; Eurotiomycetes; Eurotiales; Aspergillaceae
Product: Zinc finger GRF-type
Exons: 2
Coding region: 1-1026 (341 amino acids)
Molecular function (GO): zinc ion binding
Source: RefSeq, a predicted model, not a curated record
AUGUUUUCUCCAAGUAAGAGGACGCCAGUGUCACCGCGCACUGCGGUGCCCCUUCAUGGCUUGUUUAAAGACGGCAUCUGGUGCUGUAACUGCCCCGCGCGGCCACCGGCGGCACGACGGCAGACAAAGAAUGGAGGAAAGAACCAUGGCCGGUGGUUCUAUACCUGUGAGCAACUACCUCCAAAGAAGUGUGGUUUCUUCCUCUGGGCCGACGAGGCGGAGCCCCGCGAAAAGGCAGUCCUUCUGUCCAACUCCCACUCCGAAGAUGACCCGCGCGAUUCCUUCACAAGAACUCCUAAAUCAGUCCGGCAAGGUGGACCCGGCUUGCUUACUCCUCAGACAGGGCGCCGAGUAAUCGACAUUCCACCCCGUCAAGCCCGAACGCCGCCGAAGAGCGCAAAGGCCCGGAUGAUGGCUGAAGAUACAGAUGAAUUUGGGUGGAACGACGAUUCCGAUGAUGACGAGGAACUCGAAAAGGCGCUGGCCUCCAGCCAACCCAGAGAAUCUUUUAUAUCGCAACCAAGCUUCAACUACCCCGAAUUACCCUCGUCCAAAACCCCUCGCACGCCCGGAAUGACCUCCCCCGGCAAGCGCAAGCUCUCCGCCUUUUCAUUCGAUCACAUUACCUCCAGCUCUUCUGAAAUUCCAACACCACACACAUCCUUCUCUACGAGAUCGAAUCAACCCCCACCCCUCUCGGCAGAAGUGUGCAUGACGCCUACGCCGCAGCGGAAUCGCGACGUCCUGAGCUCUGACUCUAAACCUGAUAUCUCAGACCUUGCACGUAAUGCGACAGCAAUACUGGAGAAUCAUGGCGUUGUUCUGCCAAACAGUGCACAAGACGAGCUCAUUGAGCUACUCAACCGGUACGACUUGAAAAUGCAUGGCAUUAAUCGGGGGCGAGAGAUCCUUCGCACGGCGUGCAAACAAAAAGAUACCACGAUUGCGCAGCUGAAGGAGAAAAAUAUGAAUCUACAAGCACAGAAUGAGAUGGAUCGAAGUAUCAUUGAAGGAAUGAAGAGAUGA